Molecule: messenger RNA, 5766 nt
Organism: Microplitis demolitor
Lineage: Eukaryota; Metazoa; Arthropoda; Insecta; Hymenoptera; Braconidae
Exons: 6
Coding region: 788-2224 (478 amino acids)
Cellular component (GO): PRC1 complex
Molecular function (GO): protein binding
Source: RefSeq, a predicted model, not a curated record
GCAGGUGCACCAACACCAACUGCCACACUCUUAUAUUCACCUGUGUCCACUCGUAAAACCUCAGUCCGAUAAUCUUCUUCUUGCUAUUUUUAUUAUUUUUUAUUAUUACUCUAUUAUAAAUAGUGUUAAAUAAUCGAUAAAUAAAUUAUUAAUCAAUAAUUGAUAAUAAUAAUAAUAAUAAAUUUAAUCAUUUUUAUAAAAUAAUUCAAGUGAUUUGUGACUGACAUUUGUGGUGACAUUUGAUAUUUUAAAUGUGGAUUUAAAUAAUAAUUUAAUUAAAAAGAGAAUAUUUAAUUUUUUGUCACGUUUCAGUGAUGAGUAUUUUCUGAGUAUGAUGACAGAGUGUGCCUUAUCACUGUACUUGAGCUGGUAAAACUGAGUCAACUUGGAUUAUAUCGUGAACAGUACAGGUUUAUCUGUCGCUUGGAACUCGCCGCUAUUUAUUAUUAUUAUUAUUAUUGUUAUACCUUGAAAAAAUAUAUAUAUAAUUUUUUAGCUGUGCGGAUACUGUAGGUGGUGUUGAGACGGUACCAUUGUGCGGCACACGUGUGCUGAUAAGAGUUUUGUGAUUAGAAACUUGAACUCGAGAAUUUUAUUUUAAAAAUAUAUAUACAGAUGUAUAUAUAAAUGUUGUUUUUAUUUUUACUUAAUGUGGGAUUUUAGUUGAUAGGGUGAGUGAGUGGUUAUUUGGUUAUCGCAUGAGGGUGAUUUGCUAAUUGACAAACUGGACAUAUUGACUACUGCUAGACGACCGACGGAGUGGAGAUGUCCGAGGGUCGUUGAGAGAAUGAGGGAAUUGGACACCGAAAGUCCUGUCGUUUGGCCGGCUUGGUGUUAUACUGGUGAAGUAUCAAGUGAUACCGUAUCAACAGGAACGGUACCACGAGGUGGAGAACGUGUGGAAGCUGCUGAUUUAGGCCGUCAUACGGAUAAAUUUGACGAGAGCACCCUGGCCGCUAACACAGCGAUCGACGCGAGGGGCGGCAGCCCCCAGGGUGCCCAUUUGUCGGGAGCUGUCACUCCUAGACCACCCCGUGGACGCAGGAGACAGAAUCAAAACGGCCUAGAUACUACGCAGGUUAAAACGGAGCGUUUAACGCCUGACAAUAAUUCGACGUCAUCGCGAAGUGUGACGCCAUCAUCAUCAAGUCAUCCAGGCACACCACCCAAUGCCGCAGCAUUGGGAGGACCAGAAGGUCCACCAGCGCCUCAUCAUCUCAAACACAUGGAACAGAUGAUGGGUCGUAAUUACAGUGACUUUAUGAGAAGUCUUGCUGCUAAGUACAAUAACGCUAAUCCUAACGAUUACUUUAGUUCCUCUCGUAACGGUUAUCCACCAGGAUUCGACCCAAGAUUUCCAGGUUUUAAAACAACAGCAACACCAUUCGUAGGUCUUAUGGCCCCACUUGGAACCCAUCCCCAACCGCAAACAGUACCAGCGGCAUCGCCACUUACAGGCAAAGAACCAAAAGAACAAAAACAGGAUACACUUUUUGGUAACCCAGUUUUUCCACCUAUGCUUGAUAUGUCAUCAACUCAAGCACUUUUACACAUGGUACGAACAGCAAAUGCUGCUCAAAAUGCCGCUGAAUUAGAAACUUACCUUAAAGGUGCGAAUAAACGGGACGUAGGAGUGACGAGUCCAUUGGAUUUGUCAAGCCCCGGGGGAUUUGCACCGAGAAAGCGACCGCGGAUCGAAACAAAGAGGUCGGAAAGCGUGUCGCCAAAACCAAAAGCUGCGACAGCGGCGACACCACGGUCGAGUACACCGCCACCAGUACGAUGUCCUUCACUGUGUGGACACAUGCCCUGCGGCGAUGGCCAAGCUGUCAAUCGCUGGAGCAUUGAAGAUGUCGUUAACUACGUCUCUUCAAUUGACAUAUGCGCCGAGUAUGCACAGAACUUCCAAGAGCACCGUAUAGAUGGCGCAUCGCUGCCGCUGCUCUCGGAGGAACAUUUGACUGGGCCGAUAGCUAUGAAGCUGGGACCGGCAUUAAAAUUACGUGCCAUGUUGGCACGCAAAUUGGGCGCCUGUACAGUAUGUCUUCAUUGUGCCCAUUGUCAUCAAACGCCACUGCCAGUUUUAAAUGCAACAGCGAAUGCUACUGCAAAUAUAAAUGCAAGUGGAAAUCCUGUAAAUAUAAAUUCCGGUGGAAAUACGACAGCAGGAGCAAUAACAAUACAAACGACGACUGGAAGGCGACCCAGUAGCACUGGCAAUUGACAAACAAUGGCGGAGACUCCUGGUGUUAUUGACGUCGAUCCAAAUCGUGCUCUCAGAAUCGAGAGACGAAUUUCUCGUCCUGUUCGUAAACCGGAUGUCGUUUUUAAAAAACCAAUUAAACAAUAACAAUAAUUUGUUUUUGUUUAUUUAAGACUUGGUUUUAUGGAGACUCCGCCCAAUUCAGUACCUAAUUUAGUUGUUAUUAUUAUUAAUAUUAAUGUUUUUAAUGAAUGUCAUGAGUGCCUUGAAUAUUGAACGAUUCUCUGACAAUAAAGAUAAAUAAAUAAUUGAAUAUAUAUUUAUAUAUUUUUUGUCUAUAUUGUAUGAUUAUUAAUUUUAUAAGUGAUUAAUACUGGUAAUUAUUAAAUAAAUGUCAAUAACAAUUAUCGUUAAAUCGUACGCGUUAAUUUGUUUAAAAUUUAUUUUUUGCCGUAAGGGAGAUAUGUCAUGAUUCCUUAUAUUUAGACAAUAAAUAAAAAUUAAAUUAUUUUAUAAAUAAUAACAGUGAAUAGACUUGAUUGUUGCAAAGAUUGGGAGUAAUUAAUUUUUUAAUUAAAAAAAUAAAAUUUUUAAAUUUGUAGAGAGAAAUGGUAAAUUAUUAUUAAAUUUUUAAAAGAAAAAUUAACUUAUUAAAUUAUAUUUUACAUAAUAUAUGAGUACAUGGGUAAAAUUUAUCAAAAAAGGUCAUAUUUUUCUGAAAUUCAGAUCUACUUCGACUAGAAUAGAUCUAUUUAAAUUAAUUCAGAUCCUUAAAAAUCUCUUAAGAUCUACGAUUAAAUAAAAAAUGUUUUAUAAAGUUUUGAAAUCUCCUUAAAAUUCGGAAUUUUGAUUUUUUUUUGUUUAGUAGUUUUCCUUUUUUUGUCUUUAUCUUCAUAGAUUUGAAGAAAGGAUAAACCAGAUCUCCGUAAAUCUUAACUGUAUGCAAGUUUCAGAUUGCUGUAGAUCUGAAUUAUUUUUUCUUGGGAGUAUAAUAAAUUUUUACAAUAGUUGAUAUACUAAUGUAACAUAUAUCUAUAUAUAAAAAUAUAUUAGAGUGAUCGCUAAAAACUAAAUUUUCCUAGACGCCCCAUAAAAAGCUUUUUUUUAGUGAAAAAAUACGUGGGGAAUUUGGUUUUUUAAGUAAAAAGGAUACGUGCUUCAGGACGACCAAAGUUGAUUUUUCGAUACAAUCGCAGUUUUUUUUAAAUAUCUCAUGAAAUAUGCAGAUUAAAGGAAAAACUUAUGGAGACAAUUUUGUAGGAAAUUGAAUUCUUGACAAAAAAGGUCGUAUUCAUUUUUUUUAUAAAAUGUACAUUUAUGAAGAUAUUUUAAAAAAACUUUUUUUAAAUUUUAUCAAUUGAGCAUUUAAAGGAUUACGAACGUUACAAAUAACAAUUUUCUGAGUGUAUAGAAACUGUAACAAACAUUAAGUGAUAUGUUACGAGUCAUAAAGCUGUCUAUAAUUAAAAAGAAACGUUAUUUGUAACAUUCGUAAUCCUAUAAAUGCUCAAUUGACAAGAUCUAAAAAAAUUUUUUAAAAAUAUCUUCAUAAAUACACAUUUUAUAUCAAAAAUGAAUAAGAUCUUUUUUGUCAAAAAUUUAAUUUCCUUUUUACGAAAAAAAAGCUUUUUAUUGGACGUCUGAGAAAAUUGAUUUUUUCACGACCACCCUAAUAUAUAUAUAUAUAUAUGAUCUUUUAUGACAUUGUUUGUCCAUAGACGAUCAAAUCUAUUUUUCAUAUAUAAUCAGGCCUGAUAAUUUACCCAUGAUCAUAUGUAAUCACAUCCGAAAAUUUUUUGUCCAGAAUUCAACUUGAGAUUUAUUAAGUAGAAAUGAAAUCUAAUUAAUAUUAAAACGCAUCAAGUUUUAAUAAUCAAAUAGUAAAAUACUUUUGAAAAGUAAAAUAUCUCAUGUUAUCUAAAAUAUAAAAAAAAAUCUUCCUCAAUUUUUUUUUUAAAUUUUUUACAUGUCUAACUCAACUUGUUAUUAUAAUAUCCAAAUAUCUAUCUCAAGUUAACACAAGUCAAAGCUUAUAAAAAUAAUCGCUGUUAAAUAAUGUGGAACAUGAAAAAAUUUCUCCUACCGUAACUCCGAUAUAAAUAAAACAAUAAUUUAUUGAGUGCGAUUAAUUAAUCAACUGUUAAUAAAACGUCCUAUAAGAAUAACGUGCAAUAAUAAUUUCAUUUUUUUUUUAUUUUUGUUAUUAUGACAUAAAUGAAAUUAGUGUUAAGAAAUACGUAUUUGCUCAAAUCGUUAUUUCUUUUUAUAUAUUUUAAUAAAGGUUUUUAUAUUAUUAAAUAAUUAUUAUAAUAUUUACAUGCAUAAAUAUAUAUUGCUAUUAUUAUUAUCAUAACUAAUAAAUUAUAUUUUUUCUAAUAAUAUUAAAUUUAAUUGUUAUUAAUUAAGCAAUGAUUUAGAUAUUAAUAAAGAUUAAUUAUUAUUAUUAAUUAUUCAUGUAAAUGAACUCAACGACAAUAACGUAAUUCAAAAAUGUCUGAUUUAUAAAUAGUUUAAUGUAAAAAAAAGCAUUAGUUGUAUAUUAAAACAGAAUGAUUUUUUUUUUAAUUGUAACAUCUAUUUAUUUUAUCAAUGUAUUUAUAUAUAUUAUUAAAUAGUUCAGUAAUUUAAUGGUCCUCAGAUUAAUAUUAUUAUUAUUGAAAUUAUAAGAGUAAAAAUAUUCAAAUAUGAUCAUGUAUUUUUUCGUAUAAUCAGAUAUAAAUUUAUAUAUGAUCAAACACAAUAAUAUAAGAUUAUAUCCCGCAUGAAAGUAUAUCUACGGAAAAAUUUAUGUGACAAAUUGUUUUUUGUCCGAACAUAUAUUUAUAUAUACUUAGGACCCAUGUCGACACAUAUGUGAUAUACAAUUUUUACAUAUAUAUUUUUUCACACAGGAUAUAACGUCACAUAUAUUUAUUUUUGAUAUCACGCAUAAUCAUAUCUAUAAAUAUAUGAAAGCUCAGAACUGAUAAAAUCAUACAAAAGAUCUAAGCUGAUCAUAUAUGAUCAGAUGAUCACAUCUAAAUAAAUAAAUGAGGUAUUAUCUGUUCAUAUAUAAUAAUAUAUGACUUUAUAUGAGUUUAUAUGAUUAUUUAUACUCAUGUGACCAUAUAUGAACACUUAUAGCUAUAAAUGUAAAUAUAUGAUCAAAGUUGGGCCAUCGUAUCUGAUCAGUUCUGAGUAUUCAUACAUGAUCACAUAUGAUCAUAUCUGAAUAUUUUUUGUGGAGUUUCGUACACUAAUUGAAGAAAACAGUAUUUUGUUUGAAUUAUUUUUAUUUGGCGAUAGAUUUCAUAAAUUGUUUGUUUAUAAUUUAAUAUUAAUAAAUAAAAUGUUAAUGUGUACGAGUAUCGACGGCUUUUACUUAAAUAAUAAUAAUUAUUAUUAAAUGAAUAAAAAUCACAUGUAAAUAUGUCGCUUAUUUAUAUCGUUAAAUUAUAUCCUAAAAAAUUUUUAAUUUUUAGUAUGUAGAUCGUAAUGAACAUGUAGAUAAUAUAUCAAUGGUAAUAAUUAACAGUCAAAACACGUAGCACUAAAAUUAUUUUUUGUAUAAAUGAUACAAUUGA